AUGGCGGACGCUAUUUCUAUUGAACAGAACAACAAGAUUCGCGCGGCUCUGGGCUUGAAGCCUCUACCGGUCCCUGGGGGCGAUGCCACAGGCCCUUCGUUCAAGGAAUCCAACGACGACUCAUCGGACGAAGAACCAGCGAGCACGAUCGAGACUCGAGAGGCGGCAGCGUCAGGCAACUGGCAAAAGUUACAAGAUGAAGCCGCAGCAAAGAAAACGCGGGAAGAACGAAACGCAGCCAUUAAGCGGGCGCGCGAGUUAGCACAGCGAAAUGCCAAGCUGGAAGGGACAACACUAGGCGAGAGCGUGGAUGCUGAUGUGGAUACGAAAACUUGGUUACUACAGGCAAAGAAGAAACAGAAGAAGAUCGAGAGGGAGCGCGCGCGCAAGCUAGCGGAGGAGCUGGAGGAGCGGCAGCGCGUGGCGGAAUAUACGGCUUCGGAUCUUGCUGGUAUUAAGGUUGGGCAUGAGAUUGGGGAUUUUGGUGGAGGGGAGGACCACGUUCUUACGCUCAAGGACACGACGAUUGACGAAAACGAAGAGGAGGGAGACGAGCUGGAAAAUAUUGAUUUGCGAGACAGGGAAAAGGCUGCCGAGAGAAUAGAGCUGAAGAAGCGGAAGCCGGUGUACGAUCCGACUGAAGAGAAUGCCACGAUAUUGGCCCAAUACGACGAGGAGAUAGAUGGCAAGAAACGAAAACGGUUCACACUGGACGCCAAGGGAUCUACUGUGGAGGAACAAGAGGCGCGGCGACAAGAGGUUUCCGAGAAGCUAAAACGGAAUAUCAUCAGCCUUGACUUCGAGGCUGAAACUCCUGUUUCCGACUACAUGGAUGUGAGCGAGAUCAAAAUAAAAAAGCCCAAGAAGAAGAAGUCCAAAACUACCAAGAAGAGAUCGGCUCUCGACGAUGACGAUAUUUUUCCAACCACAGAAUCUGCGGAUACGCCGAAUGACGCGUCUAUGGAUAUUGACACUGUCAACGGCGCACAGGCGCCUGCACCUCGCAAGAUAAUAGAUGAGAACAUCUCAUUUGUGGAUGAUGAUGAUUUGCAGGCUUCCUUGACUCGGCAAAGACGAGCUGCGCUCAAGAAGCGGCAAAAAUCACGACCGGAGGAUAUCGCACGGCAGCUCAGAGAGGAGGGAUCGCAAACACCGAUGGACGUCGAGGAAGAAGAGCCCGGGCUAGUAAUCGAUGAGACUUCUGAGUUUGUUUCGAAUCUACAGAAACCUGUUCUGCCCGAGCCCAGGCGUCGAACAACUACGCCAGGCGAGAGCCCCCGUGCGAAGACCGAGGAGCCGGACGAUGAGAGGCCUCAAAUUGAAGGCGGGGAUGUAGAUAUGGACAGAUCUUACAACGAUAUCGAGGACGAGGAUGAUCUUCAAGAGCGCAUCAAGCGCGAAGAGUCACAAGCUGAAGCGGCCAUCACUGGCACUGGCCUAGAGGAGGAAGCUACGCUGUCGCAAGGUCUGGGUGCUACGUUGGGUAUGCUCAAGAAGCGUGGUCUAGUGAAGUCAACAGACGCUGCGGAAUCCAACGCUCUUCUCCGCGACCGCAACCGUUUCCUUUCAGAGAAGAGUCGCCUCGAAACUGAAGCUGAACGCCGUGCGCGCCAGCAACGUGAGCGGGAUCGCGCCUCAGGAAGACUCGACCGAAUGUCCGCACGCGAAAGAGAAGAGUACGCACGACGAGAAAACACCAAGCGUGACCAGGAAGAAGCCCGGCAUUUGGCAGCGAAGUUCAAUGAGGAGUACAAACCCGAUGUACAGCUCAAGUACAUUGACGAAUUUGGUCGUCAGAUGAAUCAGAAAGAGGCGUUCAAGCACCUGAGUCACCAGUUCCACGGAAAGGGCAGCGGCAAGAUGAAGACCGAGAAGCGACUGAAGAAGAUCGAGGAGGAGAAGAAGCGCGAGGCCAUGAGUGCGCUUGACAGCAGUCAGCAUACCGGCAUGAACAACGCCGUCGGGGCAACUGCACGACAGAAGGGUCAAGCUGGAGUCCGCCUGGGCUAG
Molecule: messenger RNA, 2010 nt
Organism: Aspergillus mulundensis
Lineage: Eukaryota; Fungi; Ascomycota; Eurotiomycetes; Eurotiales; Aspergillaceae
Product: U4/U6-U5 snRNP complex subunit SNU66
Exons: 1
Coding region: 1-2010 (669 amino acids)
Biological process (GO): mRNA cis splicing, via spliceosome; maturation of 5S rRNA
Cellular component (GO): U4/U6 x U5 tri-snRNP complex
Source: RefSeq, a predicted model, not a curated record